This is a messenger RNA of Pseudozyma hubeiensis SY62, 2034 nucleotides long. RefSeq names its product peptide-N4-(N-acetyl-beta-glucosaminyl) asparagine amidase A. The record is from RefSeq and is a predicted model, not a curated record. The coding region runs from base 1 to 2034 and encodes 677 amino acids. The transcript has a single exon. Lineage: Eukaryota; Fungi; Basidiomycota; Ustilaginomycetes; Ustilaginales; Ustilaginaceae.
AUGCAUCUCUUGAAGUACACGCUGCUAGCAGCUGCAGCGUCGGCUUCAGCUCUUGCCCAUGGCCAUGCAGAGCCACUGCUCAAGAUCCCGGCCAUCUGGCAAUCCCCACUCUUCAAAUCGAGCAAUCACCCUGUCGGCUCUCACUCUUCGCCCGCACCCGUCAAGCCCAAGCUCCAAGAGGCCUUUCAGAUCCAUGAGCCCGCACCGAUCCUAACGAACACGCCGCAAAUUUGUUCCAUCACGCUCGUCUCACGCUCGUUCGCCAACUCGUACGGUUCACCCUCCUAUCUUUCCUACGAUCCUGCCUCGUUCGCCGGUACGUCGUGUUCCUAUCCAGAUGAGUGGACGGGACUCACACUGGACAUUCAUGGAGAGACUCGUGGACGACAGUUCGAUCGUCUCGGAACCGUAUGGGUAGGCAACAAUAGAACGGGUCAAGGUGUAGAGGUCAUGAGGUUGGACAACCCCGAACCGACCAGAACGGGUGUGUUCUGGGACAUCAAGAAGGACAUCGGCAAGUAUUGGAGCUUGUUCAGCGAGAAAGCGGAUGUGGUGUUCGAUCUGCCCAAUAUUGUGGAUGAUACGUAUACGGGAGCGCUCAACGUCACGUUGAAGCUGAGUGCAUCUGUUGACGGAGUGAUGCAGAGUCGAGGUGGAAAACAUCGAAGACGUCCGGUGGCGCAGUCCGCUCUAUCGUUGAAGAAUCGUUCGGCGGACGUAGUCAUCCCUCUGUCGAAACGUCUCCGAACCAACAACUCGAUCUUCCUCAUCGGUGGAAGUGCAGGCAACGGCACAACGCCCAUCACUCUACCUCAGAAUGCGGCGAGAGCCAUCGUCGAGAUCUACGCUAGCGGCACAGCAACCGAGGAAUUCUGGUACACUGGUAUCCCGGAUCGUUUCUACAACCAGAUCCCUGAUGCCAGCGAGGAUGGCUACUACGGCCACGGAACCUACCGAGAGGUUCAGCUGUACAUCGAUGGUACUUUCGCCGGAUUCGUCACUCCCUACCCGAUCAUUUAUACGGGUGGUAUCAACCCACUGUUGUGGCGUCCAAGCGCCAAUUAUGGAACGUUCGAUCAGCCGACGUACAACGUUGAUGUUACGCCUUGGUUGGGUGGAUUGACGGAUGGAAAGGAACAUGUGUUUGAGUUGGCGGUGGUGAGUAGCGAGGAGGGUGGGGGCAUCAAUGAUGCCAGUUGGUUUGUCAGUGGUAAUGUGCAGGUGUAUUUGGAUGCGAGUGGAGAGAGGACGACGGGGAAGGUGUUGAAGGUGCAGAGCGGAGGAGAGGAUGUGGAUGGGUAUACAGAGGGAAAAUUGGUGGGUGAUCCGCUGACAAAUGGUUCGUUGACGUACACGGUAGGAUUGAAAAGAGGGAGGAGCUUUGGUGUGGCCGGAAGCAUCAAGACUGGAUCCGGGGUCGAGUAUGUCGCGGGAUGGUAUCAGUCGGCAGAGUACUCCAACAACGGUUUUGUGAAUGCUACUGCUCAAACGAACGAUCAGAAGAGCUACGGCUGGACGAGAUCGUUCGUGUUGGGUGCGGACAAGGUCGACAAAGUGAUGGAUGCGGGAUUGUCGUUGGACGAGCUGCAGACGUUGGCCGACACACAGGGUGUGGGAGCCGUGCAGCUGGAUUACAACUACCCGCUGUACGCUGCUUCGUACCUGUCCAACACGAACUUUGACGUCCAAGUCAACCAGCAAUUCGAUCGAACUGUCCGACGAGCCUCGCACAACAGCCAACGCAACGAUCUCAACCAGCUGAUUGGGGACGAAACAACCUUUGUCCACGCCGAGCCGGUUACUGCGUUGCCGCACGCGACGCUGUCGCGCAGAACGGGAACCGUCGAUUCGGUGCUGGUGAACGGUGCGAUCGCUAAUGGCACGGGUACGUCGGAUCAGACUUUCAUGUAUAGGGAUAUGGCUGGUGGUACGAUCGACAGACACACCCGGACCAACACGACCAGCGUGUUGCAGGAUACGUUGGGUGGUAGCGCGAGCGGUAGAGCCCAGCCUGCUCAACUGGCUGUUGCAUAG